Messenger RNA from Drosophila miranda, 675 nucleotides. Its product is annotated as homeobox protein E60-like. The record is from RefSeq and is a predicted model, not a curated record. NCBI's taxonomy places the organism in Eukaryota, Metazoa, Arthropoda, Insecta, Diptera, Drosophilidae. Gene Ontology annotation, molecular function: DNA-binding transcription factor activity, RNA polymerase II-specific; RNA polymerase II cis-regulatory region sequence-specific DNA binding. Gene Ontology annotation, biological process: regulation of transcription by RNA polymerase II; multicellular organism development; neuron differentiation. Gene Ontology annotation, cellular component: nucleus. The transcript is spliced from 3 exons. Bases 1 to 462 code for a protein of 153 amino acids.
AUGAGGCGCAUGAUCCAGCUCCAGGUCCAGGUCCAGUCAUGUCCGCGAGCCCGCACACCCACGAAGCCAUCGACGACCAGUGCCGCGGGUGGCAGCGGGAGCAGCGACAAGGGCGAUACGGACGCUGGCAACGUGCCGGAGGACAAGCGGCCGAGGACGGCCUUCAGUGGACUGCAGUUAGCGAGACUGAAGAACGAGUUCAAUGAGAACCGCUACCUAACGGAAAAGCGUCGCCAACAGCUGAGCGGAGAGCUGGGCCUGAACGAGGCCCAGAUCAAGAUCUGGUUCCAGAACAAGCGGGCCAAGCUGAAAAAAUCGAGCGGCACCAAGAACCCCCUGGCCCUGCAGCUGAUGGCCCAGGGCCUGUACAACCACUCGACCGUGCCUCUGACCCGCGAGGAGGAGGAGCUGCAGGAAUUGCAGGAGGCGGCAGCCGCCUCCGCCUGCAAGGAGCCCUCGUAAGGGGACCCUUCGGUGGCAAUAUCUACGAUUAGUAUUUAUAGAGUAGUCCGUAAGUCUAGUGCCCUAAUUUGUACAAUAUUCUAGUCCCGCAGUGCCGCGCAGAGCGGUGGGGUCGGAGUCGGGGACCCUCUGUUGCGUGCGUGUUUUGUAUAAUAUCAAAUAGAUUCAUAAAUUCACAACUAAAUAAUGUAAUAAACAUUUAAAUUAUACGGA